AUGCCCCAAGAACAGUUCCCGCACGCCCGCAGCGCCCUGCCUGGUAUCGAAGGCCCCCAAGUCUACAAGGUGGGCAUCUAUGGCUGGAGGAAGCGCUGCCUCUACUUCUUUGUCCUGCUCCUCAUGAUCCUCAUCCUGGUGAACUUGGCCAUGACCAUAUGGAUACUCAAAGUCAUGAACUUCACAAUUGAUGGAAUGGGGAAUCUGAGGAUCACAGACAAAGGCUUAAGGCUGGAAGGAGACUCCGAGUUCUUACAACCUCUCUACGCCAAAGAAAUCCAGUCCCGACCCGGAAAUGCUCUGUACUUUAAGUCUGCCCGCAACGUCACCGUGAACAUCCUCAACGAGCAAAUGAAAGUGCUCACACAGCUCAUUACAGGUCCAAAGGCUGUGGAAGCUUAUGGCAAAAAGUUUGAAGUGAAAACACCAUCAGGAAAAUUGCUCUUCUCAGCUGAUAAUGAGGAGGUGGUGGUGGGUGCUGAGCGGCUGAGAGUUUUAGGAGCUGAAGGCACGGUGUUCCCCAAAUCCAUUGAGACGCCAAAUGUCAGGGCCGACCCUUUCAAGGAGCUGAGGCUGGAGUCCCCGACUCGUGCCCUGGUUAUGGAGGCCCCCAAGGGGGUGGAAAUCAACGCAGAAGCUGGUAACCUAGAGGCCACCUGCAGGGCAGAGCUCAGGCUGGAGUCCAAAGAUGGAGAGAUCAGGCUGGACGCCUCAAGCAUCAGGCUCCCCCGCCUGCCACACGGGUCCUACGCGCCCUCGGGUGCCCGGCAGAAGGUGUUCGAGCUCUGCGUGUGUGCCAAUGGCAGGCUUUUCCUGUCCCAGGCGGGGGCCGGCUCUACCUGCGAGACCCACACCAGCGUCUGCCUCUGAGCUGGGUGGGGGAUUCCCCGCCGACACCCAGGAAAGCCAAUCAGAAACUCACUCGU
Suncus etruscus (white-toothed pygmy shrew) is the source of this 926-nucleotide messenger RNA. RefSeq names its product sarcoglycan delta (gene SGCD). Lineage: Eukaryota; Metazoa; Chordata; Mammalia; Eulipotyphla; Soricidae. The coding region runs from base 1 to 870 and encodes 289 amino acids. Gene Ontology annotation, biological process: heart contraction; cardiac muscle tissue development. The transcript has 7 exons. The record is from RefSeq and is a predicted model, not a curated record. Gene Ontology annotation, cellular component: sarcoglycan complex; sarcolemma.